This is a messenger RNA of Lindgomyces ingoldianus, 1803 nucleotides long. RefSeq lists its product as uncharacterized. The coding region runs from base 173 to 1537 and encodes 454 amino acids. Lineage: Eukaryota; Fungi; Ascomycota; Dothideomycetes; Pleosporales; Lindgomycetaceae. The record is from RefSeq and is a predicted model, not a curated record. The transcript has 2 exons.
GUGAGAGUCUCGCCACGAGUCCAAUAUGCGCCUUCAAACCCGCCGCCUUCUCACGAAGCGUGGAUUGGCUUCACUUGUGACAUCUUCCGCCCUGACAUUGUAGGCCUCAGGCUGCAACGCACUCGAGCAUCCGCGACCCUCGGCAUUUGUUCCGUUACUUCCUAUUACCACCAUGGCGGACGGCGCGCCUCCCGAAGGCCUUGCGACAAGCUCGCAGAUACAUCCCCUUCUUCGCCAGAGGAUGUUGAAUCGCGCCCCUACAUUCUCAGAAGGCGCACAUUCUAUUCCACCCCUUCGCCGGCGCAGCUCAGUGCUCUCUGAAUACUCGGACACGCGACACUCCUUUCGCUCUUCUACUGACAAUCUUCUUCGACCUGGAGGACACAAUAUGGAUACAUUGACUUCUUCGGAUGAGCCCUCGGUCUGGCAUUCAGUUCCGCUCGCUUUCGCGAUUCUUCCCGCCGUUGGUGGCUUGCUCUUUCAAAACGGAAGCUCGGUUGUGACGGAUAUUCUGCUGCUAGCCUUUGGGUCCAUGUUCCUUAAUUGGUGUGUGAGAGCGCCUUGGGAUUGGUACCACGCUGCCCAACAAGUCCAGUAUGCCGAGACUGAGUCGUCACAAUCCAACGACACGAUAUUCGAGGAAGAUGAAGACGGCGAGGAAACCCAAGUUGAUGAUGAUCGAACACCACCAGAACCCCCACCAUCCGAAGGGGCCACGAAACCGGAACAGUGCAGUGCACAACCCACGAUGACAGAACAGAGCGCGGCUCAGCGUGAGCUAGGAAGAGAAGAAAUCAUGGCGUUGAUCGCAUGCUUCAUAGGCCCGAUUUUGGGAGCGUACCUUCUCCACACAAUACGGUCGCAGCUCACGCGACCUUCCGAAGGGUUGGUGUCCAACUAUAAUCUUACCAUCUUCGUUAUGGCAGCAGAGCUCCGUCCUGUCUCACAUAUAAUCAAGCUCAAACAAGCACGGAUGGUCCAUCUACAGCGCAUAGCCAGGCCAGAUGUUGACCCCAAGGACAGACUGACCGUGGGCGAUGCUCAGGAGAUAUCAAAACGUCUAGCAGAUGUUGAGGCACAGUUAACAGAGCCGAUUAAUAACAGCGACACGCAGAUAACAAAGAUCAGUGCCACUGUGCGGCAAGGUUUGCAGCCGCAGCUAGAUGCCCUCAAUCGCGCUGUCCGACGAUAUGAGAAACGCCAAGCGGCUCAGUCUAUUCAAAUCGAGGCCCGCUUUGCUGACCUGGAGAUACGCCUGAAGGAUGCCCUUUCCCUAGCUGCAGCGGCUGCGAGAACAGGACAAAAGCCUGGCGUGGUUUCUAUGGUCCUGACCUGGAUCACCAGCCUGGUGAUGUACUGGAUUCAAACGACCUGGGCCGUUUUGACAUAUCCUUUCAAAGUUGUGGCGGCCGUCGCCCUUGAGAUUAAGUCUCGAUUCUUCAGGGCCGGGCGUCAGCCCAGAAAGCGAGUCAAAGCUCCAAACAAUGGCCAUUCUUCAAUGCCGACACCUCGGAUGCAGUCGAGAAGUGGAAAAUGACUAUUUCUAUUCCUAUCUGACUACAACCAUGUCUUAUUCCACCAUCUUCGUGAGGUCUCUAUGUUCUCCGAUGUCGGCGCUGGUGUUUCCGGCGUUGCAUCGCCCAUCCAUCUUCUUCAAAGUUCAACUCUUCGAGAUCUGAUAGAGUUGCAACGCUUAGAUACCCCAUGUUCAAUUCCAUUCGGUUGUUACGUUUUAGGCAAACCGGGAUUACUUACCCCGUUUCUGAUAGCUGCCCAGGUGACGUUCCCUCGGGCAGAGUCAGU